Messenger RNA from Perkinsus marinus ATCC 50983, 662 nucleotides. RefSeq lists its product as hypothetical. The record is from RefSeq and is a predicted model, not a curated record. The annotation marks the transcript as partial. The transcript has a single exon. NCBI's taxonomy places the organism in Eukaryota, Perkinsozoa, Perkinsida, Perkinsidae.
AUGAACGUCGGCCGUCGGUGGGGUGAUGUGCAAGACACCUUUGGUGGCAAGUGGUUGCCUCUCGUUGACUUAUACGAUCGCACUGUUACAGAUAUGGUGUGGGUGCGUAGAGAUGGAUUCCCUGCAUUCACGGAUGCGCUGGCCAGAGUCUUCGCGGGGGGCGGACAUGAGGGGGCGACCCCGGAACCCCCGGAAUCGAGCGAUCCUAAACUGCUGAUCGACUCGGGCAGUAUGGAGGUUGAGGUGGAACCUGGCUCUAUGAGCUACGAUGAAGAUGAAGACGCAAGCGACGUCGACUCCCUGAAUACGGAUGAGCUCUCUGAUAACCUUCCGAAUGAAGAUGAGAUGGUCGAUGUCGCUGCAGCGGUCAUGGAUAGCCGGAAGUCCGUCUAUCUUAGUAUCGGCGCGACCAAGUUUCUCGAGGAGGUUGAAGAAGCCCAGGCGAGAGACGACGAGAGCAGAUAUUUAGGGGUACGGCUAUCCCGGGUGCGGCAGUAUCUAUCCGACGGUCACCUCGACAACGACGACAAAGUCACGGCAGAGCGCAUCAAGAGAAUCGCGGAGCGUUUUGUGCUACAUGAGGGCAUCAUAUUUUAUCGGGGUAGGCCUGGUUUGAAGCUCUUUGUUCCGAGAGCUAAGACGAGAGAGUUGGCUUCGACGAA